AUCUCCGUUGAGCACACCUUCUUGGAGAGGAUCCCGAGCGGCUUGGCGACCGCGAUGCGUAGAGCAAUGGCGACGCUACCUCUGCGACUCCCCUGCCUCCCGAAGCUUGUCCAUCUAAGAACCCCGUUUCGCUUCCCCUUCCUCCCUCCUCGUCCUCCUCCUCCUCAAGCCUUCUUCAUAUCGCCUCGGGCUUCCUCGAUGUCUCUUGCUUCUUCUCCUUCCUCAUCUUCCUCCACUUCUUCUUCUCUUCCGGUCCUCACGUUGCCGCCGCCGCCGCCGCCUCCUCCUUCCGGACAUGCUCCGCAUCUUCCUAGCGUCUCCUCCGGCGCCGUGGAUCUCGAGCCGUACCUUGGAUGCUCGAUGCCAGGGAGGCGGCUCAGGGUCGCCGUUCUCCUCAGCGGUGGCGUCGACAGCAGCACCGCCCUCCGCCUCCUCCACGCCGCGGGGCACGACUGCACCGCUUUCUAUCUCAAAAUUUGGUUCCAAGAAGACUUUCAAAACUUUUGGUCUGAAUGCCCAUGGGAUGAGGAUUUGAAAUAUGCAAGAGCUGUUUGUGAUCAGGUUGAUGUGCCUCUGGAAGUGGUCCAUUUGUCAGAUGAAUAUUGGAACAAUGUGGUAUGUCACAUUAUCAGUGAGUAUCGUAGUGGCCGAACCCCAAAUCCUGAUGUUCUUUGUAACACAAGGAUUAAAUUUGGUGCUUUUUUGGAGGCCAUUGCUAGUAUGGAGUUUGAUUAUGUUGCUUCAGGACAUUAUGCUCAUGUUGUUCACUCAUCUUCAGAAGAUGGGCCUUCCAUUUUGAAGUUGUCAAAAGAUUUGAUCAAGGAUCAAACGUAUUUUCUCUCCCAUCUUUCGCAGUCUCAGCUCAAAAGGCUUCUUUUUCCACUUGGUUGCUUGAGAAAGGAUGAAGUGCGUAGGAUAGCUACUCUUAUGGACCUUCCAAACAAAGAUAGAAAGGACUCUCAAGGAAUAUGUUUUCUUGGAAAGGUUAAGUUUAGUGAGUUUGUUGCAAAGCAUAUAGGGGAGUUGGAGGGCAUAUUGCUUGAAGCUGAAACUGGAGAUUAUCUAGGAAAUCAUCAUGGAUUUUGGUUCUAUACUAUUGGUCAGCGCCAAGGCCUGCGGCUUUCUGGAGGACCCUGGUAUGUUGUUGAAAAGGAUGUGCGGAACAAUGUUGUUUUUGUAUCAAGAAACUACUUUUCGUUGGAUAAAAGACGGCGUACAUUUCAUGUUGGAUCAUUGAAUUGGUUCAGUGGUGCACCUCCUGAAAACACUGAGCAACUACAGUGCAAGGUUCGACAUGGUCCUGGUUUUUAUGACUGCAGCAUUAUGGCAGUGCCAGGGAUAGAUGGUGAUGAAGAUAAUUUGGUGGUGCAUCUAUCUGAAGAUGACCAGGGCUUGGCUGCCGGACAGUUUGCAGCUUUCUACCAUGGUGAUGUCUGCAUAGGUUCAGGUGUUAUUAUGGAUUCUUGGGAUGAGAAGUGCUUCCCCAUUUGUUCAAAGGCUUUGGAGAUUGCAAGGAUGGAAGAUAAGUCAAAACUAGGGAAACCGAUCAGGAUAAUGAACCCGGAUACCAGGUAGAGGUUCUACUGAGUUGAUCGAUGUUCUAUGAUCCGGAGAUUGCAACCAUAUUGCAGAAUAGCUCAGAAUCAGCAAGUAGGGAAUUGUGCUCAGGGAGACAAACAUAGCCUCUUGUUGUAGCUGUUAUAUGUCAUGUCAGUUGUCCACAAAUCAUGUGAUAUCGUGGACUAAAUCAACCGUAGAUGAUGGUAGACUGGAGGCGUGGGAAAGAAGAGGGUGCAGAUGAUUUGGAAGGAUCAUUUCUGUCGCCGAAAAAUGUCUACUAAUGAGUCAUGGACCAUAUCUUGGUUAUUUAUUGCCUAAACUGGUAAUUGCAAUCGGAAAAUGUGGUAUCGGUGACCCCUCUUAACUGACCUUGAGAAGAAGUGCUAUAUGGAGACUUGCAUGUUUUUUAUGCAAAAGCCAGUCAUGCAUCCUGGAAUGGCUGUUCAAAUUGUGUUGGACUCAGUUGAACAUUUGAUGAUGCUAUGUGUCAACUAAGAUGGAGUCUCUCAUCAACAGGAACUGAUCAAGGAUUGAUACCAGCAAGCAUCUGAAGCAGUUUGUGACCUUGUUAGAGUCUCUUCACCCAACCAGGAACAGAACCUAACUUUGAUCUUCUUUGUUCAUAUGUACAGUACAAUAUAGUGAACUCCAUGCAUUGUUUGUUUAUUUAGGGAUGACCUGACAAUUAAGGCAUGCCAUUUCUUCUUUGCAUCUGUCUGUAUACUACAAAGGCCAUAUGCUGCCUCCUUGUGGUGUGCCACCAAAAUAAGAAUUUCUAUUCA
Messenger RNA from Musa acuminata subsp. malaccensis (wild Malaysian banana), 2342 nucleotides. RefSeq lists its product as uncharacterized. The record is from RefSeq and is a predicted model, not a curated record. Gene Ontology annotation, molecular function: sulfurtransferase activity. Gene Ontology annotation, biological process: tRNA processing. NCBI's taxonomy places the organism in Eukaryota, Viridiplantae, Streptophyta, Magnoliopsida, Zingiberales, Musaceae.